Messenger RNA from Colletotrichum abscissum, 2805 nucleotides. Its product is annotated as GMC oxidoreductase. NCBI's taxonomy places the organism in Eukaryota, Fungi, Ascomycota, Sordariomycetes, Glomerellales, Glomerellaceae. Gene Ontology annotation, molecular function: flavin adenine dinucleotide binding; transmembrane transporter activity; oxidoreductase activity, acting on CH-OH group of donors. The coding region runs from base 1 to 2805 and encodes 934 amino acids. The record is from RefSeq and is a predicted model, not a curated record. The transcript is spliced from 8 exons. Gene Ontology annotation, biological process: transmembrane transport. Gene Ontology annotation, cellular component: membrane.
AUGGGUGGAUUUCGUGCGGUCGAGGAUCGACCAACGCCGAAGGAGGUGUACAAUUGGCGCCUCUAUACAGAGUCUUUCAUCAUUGCGAUGGGCUCUUUGCUCUUCGGAUAUGACUCCGCUUUCAUUGGAACAACCAUUGCGCGCAAGAGCUUCGUCUAUGAAUUCGGCAUCACAUCGUUGACAUCCAAGGAGAUAUCUUCCAAUAUUACUUCAGCCUUCCAAGCCGGCGCAUUAGGGGGCGCGCUUAUGUGUUUCUUCAUCACGGAGUAUGUUGGUCGCAAGUGGGCACUCAUCAUUAGCAACAUUGUGUUUCUUGCUGGUGCUAUCCCCAUGGUCGCUGCCACGAACGACCUCGCAUACAUGUAUGCUGGCAGAGCACUCACCGGCUGGGGCUGUGGUGUGAUCACAGCCACGGUACCUUCCUACAUUGCCGAGCUAUCGGUCCCUUCAAUCCGAGGUAUUCUUACAGGUCUUUUUGAGGUCACGUACCAGACAGGAUCUUUGAUCGGCUUCUGGAUCAACUAUGGCAUCAAUCAAAACAUGACUAUUAACUACUACUCUCCCAUGCUCUUCGGUUCCAUUGGCAUCAGUGAUGUGGCCCUAUACACGGGCAUCUAUGGUCUGGUCAAGGCCGUCGCUUCCAUCAUCUUUUACGGUGCACUUAUCGAUAUUUGGGGGAGACGGAGACCGACGAUCAUUUCAUCUCUGGCCUGUUCUCUCUGUUUAUGGUUCGUCGGUGCCUACGUCAAGGUCGGUAAUCCGGCACCCAUUAUCGUCGCCGGAGGAAAGCUUUCCGCCUCGACGGAAGCUGGCGGCCGCGCCGCUACCGCCGCCAUCAUGAUCUACUCAGUAUUCUGGUCUUUCGGUUUAAAUGGUAUCCCAUGGAUCGUCUCGGCAGAGAUCUUUCCCGGUGCUCUCCGCAAUUUGACUGGAACCUUUGCCGCUUUCACCCAGUGGCUGAUCCAGUUCAUCAUCACAAAAGCUCUUCCGUACAUCUUCAGUAGUCUCGAUUAUGGCGUUUGGUUCUUUUUCGCAUGCUGGAUGCUCACAGCUACCAUCUGGGCAUUCUUCUUUCUGCCCGAAACGAAGGGUGUCACAAUCGACCAGAUGGAUGUUUUAUUUCUGAUUGUCUGCGACUCAAGAUACAAAGCGAGCAAGAUGACUCUUUGGGACUGUAUUGUAGUCGAAGGCGGCAUCGCCGGUUCCGUGGUAUCAAACAGGUUGCUUCAACAGGACCCAAUCCUCAGAAUCCUGCUCGUUGAAGCUGGCACCAACACCCAUGCCGUCGAGAACAUCGAAUGGAUUGACAUGAAAAAUGCCAUCGGCGGCGAAUACGACUGGGGGUUCUCCUCUGUUCUCUCCUCUGUUCCACAAACCCAUCUUGACAACCGGGAGAUUGUAUCGCCCGUCGGUAAGGGACUCGGAGGUGGUAGCAUUAUUUAUGGAGCCCGCGGUCACAAGGUUGACUAUGGCAUCUGGGCCGAGAGAGUUGGCGACCAAAGAUGGAGUUACGAAGGUCAACUUCCGUACAUGAAGAAGACUGAGUCGCUUUUUGACAACUUCACCAACCCCCUUUCUCACGGGCACACUGGCCCUGUCAAGGUUCAGUCACCAGGAUCCACCGGUCGCGUUUUCCCUCUCCGCGAACCCCUACUCGAGUCUUGGAAAGAGCUUGGAAUCGAUGCACUCCCUCAACUGGACAACAAUGCCGGAAACAACCUUGGUGUUGCAGACCUUCAGGAGAACAGGAACCAAGGAAAACGCCAACUUGCUUCGCUCGUUUACUCCCUCAAAGGUAUCACGGUUCUGACCGAUAGCUUGGUCGCCAAAGUCCUGAUGGAGAAACAUCCAAAGGAUGGUCAUCUCGUCGCUCGUGGAAUUAGGCUUGAGAACGGGACCGAUCUUUUGGGACGAGAGACCAUUCUGUCUGCUGGCGCGUACCGCACGCCGCAGAUCCUGAUGCUUUCAGGCAUCGGUCCCGCGGAUACCUUGGAGAAGUUUGGUAUCCCCGUCCUUCUGGAUCAACCAGCGAUUGGCCGGAACUUCCACGAUCACGUUCUGAUCCCUACGAUCUGGCAACUGAAGAACGCAUCAGCAGGAUACACCAAGGAGUCCGGCAAUCCCGUUUUCAACCAGUCUCAAUACGCACUAGGGGCUUUCAUCGAUUUCAUGACGGUCACUUCUCUCGAGAAAGAAGGUCUAGCUAUUGCCAUUGCCGAAGACGAGGGAUCGGUCCCGGAUCCCGCUGUACAUCCGUUGCUGAAGCAAGAUCGCGCUCAUUCAUCACACUUGCUUCAGUACUCGGGGGUUUCCGCGGAUGGUUCAGCCAUCUUGAUGAUUUCGGUUGUCUUUAUCAACUCUGCCCGAGGUUCUAUCACUAUCCAAUCCUCCGAUAUCAAGGAUGCACCACUCAUCGAUCCCAACUUCUUGGGUACUAACGUCGACCGCUAUGCUGCUAGGGAGACCAUCAGACGCAACAUCAAGUUGCUGACUUCUGAUGAAACGAUUAUAGGAAGAGAGGUGGUGGCGGGCGAGCUGGCGGCAGAGCCAUUGACACUGAACUCCACAGACGAGCAGAUCGAUGCCCGGGUGCGCGAGAUGGCAGGGGGAUGCUACCAUCCUGCAGGCACAGCCUCCAUGGGUACUGUUGUGGAUACAGACUUGCGCGUGAUUGGGGUUUCGGGUCUUCGUGUUGUUGAUACUUCAGUGUUCCCUGUCUCCGUUUCGGCCAACCUACAAGUGGCUAUCUACGCUCUAGCAGAGCAAGCUGCUGAGAUCAUUGGGUCAACGAUGAAGAAGUGCUAA